This is a messenger RNA of Helicoverpa zea (corn earworm), 2506 nucleotides long. It is a transcript of the gene AGBE, whose product is annotated as 1,4-alpha-glucan-branching enzyme. Lineage: Eukaryota; Metazoa; Arthropoda; Insecta; Lepidoptera; Noctuidae. The coding region runs from base 214 to 2271 and encodes 685 amino acids. Gene Ontology annotation, biological process: glycogen biosynthetic process. Gene Ontology annotation, cellular component: cytoplasm. The transcript is spliced from 14 exons. The record is from RefSeq and is a predicted model, not a curated record. Gene Ontology annotation, molecular function: cation binding; 1,4-alpha-glucan branching enzyme activity; hydrolase activity, hydrolyzing O-glycosyl compounds.
GUAAACAAAUGACCGGUCCGUGGUCAUUUAAAAUUAAAUAAGUGAAACAUAGUCUCGUGGCACGUUUGACCCGCACAUUAUCUAAAUUGUACCCGUCUACAGUUCAUAAAUAAAAUCGAACUAAGUUUUAUCAUUUAAACUAGAGAUAUCAUUUCGCGCGGUUGUCGGCGCCUGCGCAGUUCGUACCGGUUUGACAAUAGCUAUAUAAACAUAAUGGGCGGUAACUAUUCAGCUAUGGACCCGAUGGAAGUCCCUGUGCCCGAUAUAGCGACGUUAUUCGAACGUGAUGGAUAUUUGAAGCCAUAUGAAAGGGAAAUUAGACGCAGAUAUGGCUGCUACAAAGACCUAUGGGACCGCAUUGAAUCAUGGGAGGGAGGAUUCGACGGUUUCACAAAGGGGUACAAAUACUUUGGGCCGCAAUACAACUCUGAUGGGUCCGUGACUUGGCGGGAAUGGGCCCCUGGAGCACAUAGCUUGCAUCUGCAAGGAGAAUUCAAUGGCUGGAACUCAAAAAGUCAUCCAUUCAAAAAGUUAGAAUUCGGCAAAUGGGAGCUGACAAUACCAGCCAACGCCGACGGGUCUUGCCCACUGAAACACGGCAGUCGUGUCCAACUUAUAGUUAACGAUAACUUAUACAGGCUCUCUCCUUGGGCAGACUAUGUCAAACCUUUUGAGGGAUUCACGUACCAACAGUUUAUUUACAGGCCUGAAAAUCCUUACAAAUUUAAGCACCCUAAAGUAGCGAAGCCCAAGUCCCCCCGUAUAUAUGAGUGCCAUGUUGGCAUCGCCACAGCUGAGGGCAAAGUUGGCACAUACAACGAAUUUAGAGAUAAUGUUCUACCUAGGAUUAAGAAGCAAGGUUACAAUUGUAUACAGCUGAUGGCCAUAAUGGAGCAUGCGUAUUACGCGUCCUUCGGAUACCAAGUCACAAGUUUCUAUGCUGCCAGCAGUCGCUACGGCACCCCAUGUGAGCUCAAACAGCUAAUAGACAGAGCUCACGAGUUAGGUCUGUACGUCCUACUGGACGUGGUCCACUCUCAUGCCUCCAAGAACACGCUGGACGGACUCAACGAGUUCGAUGGCACCAACUCCUGCUACUUCCAUGAUGGAGCUAGAGGAACUCAUCAAUUGUGGGACAGCAGGCUGUUCAAUUAUUCUGAAACAGAAGUGCUGAGGUUCCUGUUAUCAAACCUGAGGUGGUACCAAGAAGAAUACCAAUUCGACGGAUUCAGAUUUGAUGGAGUCACAUCAAUGCUGUACCAUUCCCGAGGCAUUGGCGAGGGUUUCUCGGGCCAUUACGACGAGUACUACGGACUGAAUGUGGACACGGAAGCCCUGGUGUACCUCAUGUUGGCCAACGAGAUGAUUCACAAGAUUGAUAGCAAGGCUAUUACUAUUGCUGAGGACGUAUCAGGAAUGCCAGCAUCGUGCCGCCCAGUGAAAGAGGGGGGCACUGGCUUCGACUACAGGCUGGGGAUGGCCAUCCCCGACAUGUGGAUCAAGCUGCUGAAGGAGGAGAAGGAUGAAGACUGGAAGAUGGGCCAUAUAGUCCACACGCUGACCAAUAGGCGGUGGAUGGAAGGCACUGUGGCUUAUGCUGAGAGUCACGACCAGGCGUUAGUAGGCGACAAAACAAUAGCGUUCUGGCUGAUGGACGCGGCGAUGUACACGCACAUGUCGACGCUGUCGGAGCCGAGCGGCGUGGUGGAGCGAGGCCUGGCGCUGCACUGCAUCAUACGACUCCUCACGCACGCGCUGGCCGGGGAGGCUUAUCUAAACUUUAUAGGUAACGAGUUCGGUCACCCCGAGUGGCUGGACUUCCCCCGCGCCGGCAACAACUCGUCGUACCACUACGCGCGGAGACAGUGGAACCUGGUGGAUGAUCCACUGCUCAAGUACAAGUUCCUCAACCAGUUCGAUAAGGAUAUGAAUGAGUUGGAGGAGAAGUAUGGAUGGUUGAGUUCUGCGCCGGCAUACGUAUCUUGCAAGCACGAAGGCGACAAGGUGAUCGCGUUCGAGCGCGCCGGCCUGCUGUUUGUGUUCAACUUCCACCCCUACCAGAGCUUCACCGACUACAGAGUGGGCGUCGACGUGCCCGGCGACUAUAAGGCGGUCAUGUGUUCCGAUAGCAAAAAAUACGGCGGUUUCGGUCGCGUUGAACCAGAUGGUGAAUUUCACAGCACGCAGGGCCAACCGUGGGGCAACCGAAGCGAUUCAGUACAGGUAUAUAUCCCGUGUCGCACUGCCAUUGUCUACGCAAAAGUGAAUUAGAUGGCACAAAGUGAAAAAUUUGGUACUUUUGCUGUAUAAAAGUGUUAAAUUUUGAUACCAAUGAUUGAUGCUUUAAAAUCGGUUGAACAUUGUUUAACUGGUAUGAAGUUGUUUGUUGAAAUGCUUAUUUUUGGAGGUUCAAUUUUGGAAAAGUGUAAAAUAAGCUAUUGUUAAAAAAUAGGUACAAAUUCUACGUUUUUAAAAUCUGUUACAACAAUAAAAUGAUCUGUUAAAA